Fukomys damarensis (Damara mole-rat) is the source of this 1559-nucleotide messenger RNA. RefSeq names its product actin related protein 1B (gene Actr1b). Lineage: Eukaryota; Metazoa; Chordata; Mammalia; Rodentia; Bathyergidae. Bases 16 to 1116 code for a protein of 366 amino acids. The transcript has 11 exons. The record is from RefSeq and is a predicted model, not a curated record.
GGCCACACUUCCAGGAUGGAGAAGCAGUUUAGGGGCUCCGGGGUGAUCAAGGCUGGCUUUGCAGGAGACCAGAUUCCCAAAUACUGUUUCCCAAACUAUGUCGGGCGGCCUAAGCACAUGCGGGUGAUGGCCGGAGCCCUGGAGGGGGACCUCUUCAUCGGACCCAAGGCAGAGGAGCACCGGGGGCUGCUGGCCAUCCGCUACCCGAUGGAGCACGGCGUGGUUCGGGACUGGAAUGACAUGGAGCGCAUCUGGCAGUACGUGUACUCCAAGGACCAGCUGCAGACCUUCUCGGAGGAGCACCCAGUUCUCCUGACGGAGGCCCCACUCAACCCCAGCAAGAACCGGGAGAAGGCGGCGGAGGUGUUCUUCGAGACUUUCAAUGUGCCAGCCCUGUUCAUCUCCAUGCAGGCUGUGCUCAGCCUGUACGCAACAGGACGCACAACAGGAGUGGUGUUAGACUCAGGGGACGGGGUCACUCAUGCUGUCCCCAUCUACGAGGGCUUCGCCAUGCCACACUCCAUCAUGCGGGUGGACAUUGCUGGCCGUGAUGUCUCCCGCUACCUCCGACUGCUACUGCGCAAGGAAGGGGCUGAUUUCCACACGUCAGCUGAGUUUGAGGUUGUGCGGACCAUCAAGGAGCGAGCCUGCUACCUAUCCAUCAACCCACAGAAAGACGAGGCCCUGGAGACGGAGAAGAUGCAAUACACCCUGCCUGAUGGCAGCACAUUAGACGUGGGACCUGCACGAUUCCGGGCCCCCGAGCUGCUGUUCCAGCCAGACCUCGUGGGGGACGAGAGUGAGGGGCUCCAUGAGGUGCUAGCCUUCGCCAUCCACAAGUCCGACAUGGACCUUCGCCGCACACUCUUCGCCAACAUUGUGCUCUCCGGGGGUUCUACGCUGUUCAAAGGCUUCGGGGACCGACUACUGAGUGAGGUGAAGAAGCUUGCUCCAAAGGACGUCAAGAUCAAGAUCUCCGCCCCUCAGGAACGGCUGUACUCCACAUGGAUAGGUGGUUCCAUCUUGGCCUCACUGGAUACUUUUAAGAAGAUGUGGGUAUCCAAAAAGGAAUACGAAGAAGACGGUUCCCGUGCUAUUCAUCGAAAGACCUUCUGAUGCCCAGGAGGGUGGAGCUUGUUGGGAGAAUGGGAGGAGGGGGAGCCAGAGGCCUGGACCCCUUCUGUUUGAGGUCCACAUUUCUAGGCCAAGGGUCCCCUGCAUGCCCUGAACCCCCAGGCAGGUGCUGCAGCAGUAUCUGCCUACAGCCCCACCUUGCACGCACACGCACACGCACAUACACACACACACACACACACGCACAUACACAUGUUUAGCUGCAUGGAUGGGGUCUCGAGCUGGAGCAUAGGAAUUGAGCCCACAUUGGGCUGCUCUGGGCUUCUCCCUGUGUGGGCCCAGUUAGGCUAAGGGUUCCUUGCUCUGAUUUUGGGAGCUGCUUCCCUUAGCUCAAGGGCCAGACACCUAAAAGCCUUUGUGUCCUCUGGCAGGCGCUAACCCGGAGCCAGAGAACCUGGGGACCUGGGAAGUAGGCUGGAGAAGGG